Messenger RNA from Thunnus maccoyii (southern bluefin tuna), 2462 nucleotides. It is a transcript of the gene nfe2, whose product is annotated as nuclear factor, erythroid 2. Gene Ontology annotation, molecular function: RNA polymerase II cis-regulatory region sequence-specific DNA binding; DNA-binding transcription factor activity, RNA polymerase II-specific. The record is from RefSeq and is a predicted model, not a curated record. NCBI's taxonomy places the organism in Eukaryota, Metazoa, Chordata, Actinopteri, Scombriformes, Scombridae. Gene Ontology annotation, cellular component: nucleus. Gene Ontology annotation, biological process: regulation of transcription by RNA polymerase II. The transcript is spliced from 4 exons. The coding region runs from base 772 to 2238 and encodes 488 amino acids.
CAGAAAACAGUGAAAAAGUCUGAUCACAGUUUCCUUAAGUCCAGUGUAACAUCUUGAAAUGUCUUAUUUUGUCCGGCCAACAGUCCAACACCAAAAAUGUUAUGCUUACUAUAGUGUAAGACCAAGAAAAGCAGCAAAUUCUAACAUUUGGAAACCUGGAACCACCAAGUGCUUGGCAUUUUUCCUUGAAAAAUUACUUAAACGAUUAAUUAAUUAUCAAAAUAGUUGAUGAAUUUUCUGUCCAGUGACUAAUAGAUUAAUCAUUGCAGCUCUAAUAGUAUGUAGGUGCACAUGUAUAUGACAAGUUGAUGAAUUCAAAACGCAUUCCGUUUUUAAGCCACUGUUUCACUUCUGUAUUGAACACUUUAAAUUGUGUUUUUAUUUCAUGUGAUAAGGCGUUUCUUAUCUUUAACGGAAAAAUUCUGAAAUACAAGUUAAAGACACUAAAACUUUGAAAGAAGGUCGACUGUCAGAGCUUACCCAAAAAAAGCCAAAUUAUUACUGCAGACAUAUUAGACAUACACCAAAUUUUCCAAAGCGGCCAUCAGGCCCCAGUCUGCCUUGUAGAGCCCGCUGUUUUCCCGCAGAUUGUCUUAUCAGGGGUUGUCAUAGCUGCACCCCGGGACAGCUGAUGGGAGGAGUCAACUGUGCUGAACAUUUCAUGUGUUCCAGAAGAACCUACACGACACCCAAACAGGCAUUUAUUUAGCACCAGCAAGUCUACAAAUAUGUAACAUACUGUUGAUUUUUUGCCGCAAGAGCCUGUCCUGAAUGUGUUCAACAGCCAACUAUGUUCUCCCACUGAGGAGAACCUGUGAGGUAUUAGCCACUCCAGGCAGGCUGUGUGGUGGAGUGCCCAUGCCAACUAAUUUCCCUGGAGCUAGGCCUCAUGGAGCUCCUCAGGACACAGAGAUGGAUAUGGCUUGGCAGGAACUGAUGGCCAUCACAGAGCUGCAGGAGUUUGAAGCUCCUGGCGAAGGCUCCUACGCUCCAGCACAGUACCAAACCAUGGAGCCCAUGGUCCCUAUGGGGGGGUAUGGGAUGGCUCAGUCCCAUUCUGAGCCUGCUCCUGCUGCUUGUGAGCUCAACACCUCUGACACCUACGAAGGAUGUUACUCUGAAGAGGUGCCUGUCUGUCACCGUCUAGGCAGCAAUGCAGAGGCAAUGUACGGACACACUGAAUCUCACCUCAAUCAAAGAAUGCCCCCUGUCUCCUCUCAGACACAGCACUCACUCAUGGCUCUUAGGGAGCAGAUGAACAUGUCAGGUACCAAUCAAGGGCACAGAAGGGCCAAUGCCUGUCUUUCUCAGGGUGUAAGUCGGCACAUGCUGUGGAAUACACAUGGACAUGCUCGUUCAGCUGAUGAUCUGGAGUCGGACUCUGGUCUGUCUCUGGGUUCUAGUCCGCCGAUAGCUUCGCCAGAUAAUGCUGUUGGUGUUGCACCAGGUUACCAGAAUGUAGACAUAGGUAUGACAUAUAGUGAUGGUGAGCCAGACAGAAUGACUGAGCACGCUAGAAGAGCACACAUCCAUUACUCAAUGGACUAUCAGAGUCAAUCUCACUCAUAUUUCCACUCAGGUGCACACCCCUCUUAUUUCCCUCCCCAACCCACUUUAUCUCAUACGCAACCUAAUGCUCUGACACCUCGGUCGGUGAAACAACAGGCUCAGGUCGCUGCUCUGAAUGACCUGUACAAUGACUCCGGAGUGUCCACCAGAGGGAGCUCACAGCAUAACAUAUAUGCAAAACCACAAGGAAGUGUCUCCAGUCCUGCACCACUGAGCAGGGAUGAGAGGCGGGCUGUGGCUUUGAAGAUCCCCUUCCCCAUGGAUAAGAUUAUCAAUCUGCCUGUGGAUGACUUCAAUGAGCUCCUGACACAGUAUUCUCUGACUGAAACUCAACUAGCACUGGUCAGGGACAUUAGACGGAGGGGGAAGAACAAAGUGGCAGCUCAGAACUGCAGGAAGAGGAAGCUUGAGAGCAUCAUUCAUCUUGAAAGAGAACUGGGCCAGCUGCAGGCCCAGAGAGAGAACCUGGCACAGGAAAGGCUCCAGUUCCAGCGCAGCUUGGCUUUUAUUAAAUGUCGCCUUACAGACCUCUAUGCAGAAGUGUUUUCUCACUUACGAGAUGAAGAUGGACAACCAUAUUCAAUAGAUGAAUACUCCCUACAACAGACACCUGAUGGUAAAGUCUAUUUGGUACCUCACACAAAUAUGCAAAAGAGGGAGCAAUGCUAAAAAAUGGCCUUCAUUACCUAUUUAUUCUGUUACAGAAGGUAUACUGUCUUAUUGUGCCAAUUGAAAGUACUUUACAGGCUGGAAAUUACAUGUUCAUUUCAAGGAAUUAACCCUUGUAAGCAAGACUUGUCAUACAUGUAUAAAUGGACUUUUUUUCUCUACAAUGACUGAAACCACACCGGAGCCCGUUAUAAAAAAUACUUUAUUAAAAAAAGUAAAAAAGA